Molecule: messenger RNA, 1206 nt
Organism: Fraxinus pennsylvanica
Lineage: Eukaryota; Viridiplantae; Streptophyta; Magnoliopsida; Lamiales; Oleaceae
Source: the annotation of a GenBank genome assembly
AUGGGAAUAACACUUAUUCUCUUAAUAUUACUUAUUCUCUUAACUUCAAGUUUCACAUUCUCUUCACCUGUUCAAGACCCUGAACUAGUUGUACAACAAGUCCAUGACAAUAUCACUUCAUCAAGAAGAAAUUUGGCAAUUCUCUCUUGCGGCACGGGUAACCCAAUCGAUGAUUGCUGGCGGUGCAACCCCAAUUGGGAGAAGAACCGCCAGCAGUUAGCGAAUUGUGCAAUUGGGUUCGGAAGACAAGCCAUAGGUGGAAGAGAUGGUAAUAUCUAUAUAGUUACAGACUCUGGAGACGACGCCGUGAACCCGAAACCCGGCACUUUGAGAUAUGGUGUCAUUCAAAAUAAACCUCUAUGGAUCAUAUUUGCUAGGGACAUGGUGAUCAAGCUCAAACAAGAACUCAUAAUGAAUUCAUUUAAGACCAUCGAUGGGAGAGGAUCUAGUGUGCACAUUGCAGGUGGACCAUGCAUUACAAUUCAAUAUGUCACAAAUAUAAUCAUCCAUGGUAUAAACAUACAUGAUUGCAAGCAAGGGGGGAAUGCUUAUGUGAGAGACACCCCACAGCACUAUGGGUGGAGAACACUUUCAGAUGGUGAUGGGGUUUCAAUAUUUGGUGGAAGCCACAUUUGGAUUGAUCAUUGUUCUUUAUCGAACUGUCAUGAUGGUCUUAUUGAUGCAAUCCAUGGAUCAACGGCUAUUACGAUUUCGAAUAACUACAUGACACACCACAAUAAGGUCAUGCUCUUGGGGCAUAGUGAUACUUACACACAAGACAAGAACAUGCAAGUCACUAUUGGCUUCAACCAUUUUGGUGAAGGACUUGUGCAGAGGAUGCCAAGAUGCAGACAUGGAUAUUUUCAUGUGGUGAACAAUGACUACACCCAUUGGCAAAUGUAUGCGAUUGGAGGUAGUGCAGGUCCAACGAUCAACAGCCAAGGAAAUAGGUUUCUUGCUCCAGAUAAUAGGUUCAGAAAAGAGGUUACCAAACAUGAGAGUGCACAACAAACCGAAUGGAAGAAAUGGAACUGGAGAUCCGAAGGUGACCUCAUGCUCAAUGGUGCCUUCUUCACUCGGUCUGGGGUUGGAGCAUCUCCUAGUUAUGCCAAGGCAUCGAGCUUAAGUGCAAGGCCCUCUUCUCUGGUUGGCUCCAUGACAAUGGGAUCAGGUGCACUUAGUUGCAGGAAGGGUACACGUUGCUGA